AUGCAGCAACUAGAUGAAGAUCCCGAAUCAUGUCGCCAGAGUGAAUCUUUGCUUCAUGUCAUCUGCGCGUUAGGUGCAAAAUUCUUUGCACUUAAUAAUAACUCACAGUUGUCUUCAGAGACAGUACUCAAGGCAGGCAACCGAUGGGCUAGGAUUGCGAAAGCACGUAUUUUCGUGGAUAUGGAUGAUUUGUCGUUGGAGAAGCUGAUGUUCUAUACCAUCCAGACCACAAUUCUGCUGUAUGAGCAUGAUCUUCGGAUCGGAAGCUACGCAAGUGCGUUCAUGCUGAGCAGCAUGACGGCGCGGAUGUCACAGGCACUGCAAUUGAAUUUGGAGAUUUCUGCUGAUGUGUUAUGUACAAAACCAGAAUCAUCUUCGAUUAAUACUGAGACCAGGCGGCGGCUCAUGUGGAGCUGUUACUUGCUCGAUAGCUGGGUCGGUAGUGGUGUCAACCAACUUACCUUACUUGAGGAUCGAGACUUGAAAAUCCAGCUUCCGUGCCAUAGUCACAACUUUUCGCUGGGAAUCUCGUGUAUAACAGAGACUAUGAAAAAUGAAAAAGUGUUAAGCUUCAUCCCAAAUGACCAAGUACCUCCCGAUCCUUCUCAGAAUAUGGGAAUUGAGGCAUAUUUCAUUCGCCUUGUUAGCAUCCGGAAGAAAGUGUUACGAUAUGUCAAGCAUUUAGAUACAGGAAAACCUCCAUGGCAAGCCGAUUCUGAAUUCAGUUUACUAUGUUCCGAGCUUCACUCGUGGCGUCUCUCUCUUCCUCAAAGCUUGCUUUGGAACCCAAGCUCAAUAUAUGCGCGGAAAGAGUCCUCUCAACUCGGUGCACUCACCUUACUGUGGUGUACGUUCUAUCAGACAUUAGUCGACCUCUAUCGCAUCGGAAUGCCGGUUUUAUUCCGUAUACAAAAACACUUUAUCUUUCCUCCAGAGCAAAAGGAGUUUCUGGAGCACUGUCAAAAGGUCUGCUUUGAUAAUGCUCGCGAGGCAUCUACCAUACUAUCUGAGGCGCUGCGGCAUGGUCUCAAGAAUCUUGCAGACACUUGGUUAUGUAUCAUUGCACAUGAUGGCACAAAAGUAAUUUUGUAUUACCUGAAACUACAAGAAGCUGCAUCUUCGAGUAGCAUGGACCAGAGAGAAAGGAAUGAGGCAAUUGCAUUGGUUCAAAGUAAUCUUCAGGUAUUGCUGCAAAUGAGGUCUAUGGUAAAAACGGCCGAGCAUUGUUCACUCUCAGUUUUGAAAAUCAUGGCAGCAGCGGAGAUAAAACCUGAUAUUCCUUUCGCCCCUCUUCUAAAUGAAAGCUCCACAGAAACGUCGGAAGAUACCCCCCCAUCACCCGAAUCACCAGCCCAGGAGUCACCAGAGAACAUUCUUAACCCCCUCGCAAUCUAUCGUAUGGCUCGGACAGCCUUACACGGAAAGCGAAUCAAAUCCCCCCUCGUCAUGUCAAACACCAGAAAACAACGAAUCCUCAUCGCCAAAUUCCACAAAUAG
Penicillium malachiteum is the source of this 1497-nucleotide messenger RNA. RefSeq names its product fungal specific transcription factor domain-containing protein. The transcript is spliced from 6 exons. Gene Ontology annotation, cellular component: nucleus. NCBI's taxonomy places the organism in Eukaryota, Fungi, Ascomycota, Eurotiomycetes, Eurotiales, Aspergillaceae. Gene Ontology annotation, molecular function: DNA binding; zinc ion binding. The record is from RefSeq and is a predicted model, not a curated record. The coding region runs from base 1 to 1497 and encodes 498 amino acids. Gene Ontology annotation, biological process: DNA-templated transcription.